CCUACCGAAGCAAGUCUGUAAAAAGCGAUGACGAAUAAGUAAAAUAUCAUAAAAUACUUCGCUUACUCAUGCUGAUUCGGCCCUAAAAGCGUACUGGUCGCUUUUGGAAGACCAUACUGGUUACAAAGCGUUAACAUGGAGGAAAAGUCGAGCGGUACUGAUCAAUCUUUAAGAAACAAUGAAAGGCAAGGAGGAGUUCCUUAUCGGCAGCUUGCAGCUGACAUGGCGCCAUGUUUAGCAAAUCAGCAGUUUUCCAGGGGGGACAACGAAGUUGCAGACAACAAUGAGGAAAACAAUGAAAACGAAACUGAAAUUACUGAUGGUGCUUGGGAGACGCCAUUAGAGAAUAACAACAGGCGGAGAAGAAAUCAUUACGAAGAACUAGCGGCAGAAAUGGCUCAACCUUUAGCUGAUCUUCAAGUCGCUGGUGGCGAUAACAACGCUCUUAAUGGUGCUGAAGGUGGUAGUGAACCCCUAAAAAGUGAUGUGAACGACAACGACGUUCUUGAUGGUGUUAAAAGUGGUAAUAAAUCCUUAAGAAAUGAUGUGAAAAAUCGUUCGGGUAAAACCAAAGGAAAACGGAAGGAAAAGAAUCCUCCCAAAGGUUCACGAAAUUAUUAUUUUGACGUCGCAGCUAAUGUUUCCGAUUCUUUUAAGCAGCUUCGCACUCCAGGCAGCAAUGAUGACCGUGACUCGCUGCCUCAGAGUGAGGCGACCGGUUCUUUACCUUAUCAGGAGUCGCUUUCAGAACACGAUCAGGCUGGGUCAGGCUCCGUUGGCUAUAGAAGAGAAAGCUCUGGGUCAGUCGCGCAACAGGAGUCCAUCUCGGAAUAUAACCCAGACGCAACUUGUGGGUCAGCAUCGGAGAGCUGUGUACACUUAAACUUUGAGCCAGAGAUGCACAGUGAAGAUUGGUCUGGAACUGAAUACGACCGCAAGAAGGAAGAAACUGAAUCUAUCGUGCAACAGGAGUCAUUUUCGGAAUAUAACCCAGACGCAACUUGUGGGUCGUGUGGCGAAAGCUGUGGAGGUUUCAGAGAUGGGGACUCGUUGAGUGAUCGAGGUGAAGACAUUAAACCAGUUGCCCAACAAGAGUCUCUCUCAGAGUACGACGAAAAUGCUUCUUGCGGUUCAGGGUUUUUCCGCUCAGAAAAUGAAAGUUUUGAAUACUCUAGCAUUCAGACAGAAGAUUCACGAAGUUGUAAUGAAGGAAGUUAUAGGACGGAGGAUUCUCAUUCGAAGUCUACCGCUGAUUUUGACGCAACUUAUGGAGAAUGCUAUUCCAAGACAGACGGAGAACCUUACUCGAAACGAACCAAACCUAACCCUGAUACAAAAUUCGAUCCGUGUUUGAGUGCAGAUUUCGAGAAUAUGAAUCUCGCAGACAACGUCAGCGUUGAAUCUGGUCGAAAUGACUUCUCUUUUACGGAAAGUCCUGCUUCAAGUUUUCAGUCAAAUAGCACACAAGAUUCAUGGAAAGAUCCUCAAAUGUCACCGAAGAUUAACGAUCGUGGUGUUAAUAGUAAUUCCAACAAUUUCUCUGAGUUAGGAGAUUAUGGAUCGCACUAUUCAGCUCCUGUUGGCAAUUCUCAAGGCGCUAGACCAAAGACUACCGGUAAGGUACCCCAUGGAAAGAAAUCUAAACAGCCGAAACAAAACACAAAGAAUGCUUACACUGAGCUUGCCAAAGACUUAGUUGACGAUUUAUCAGCCAUGAAUAGGCAAUUAGAAGGAUCACGAGCUGAAGCACGCGGAGCAAAAUACAAGGGAGGGAGUGGAAAAGGAAAGGAGUUGUUGAGCGGCAGCACAAGGGAAAGGCCGUUCGCGGAUUCACUCACCGAUACCUGCAGAGAAGCUAGUGGUAGAAACAGUGAGAGAGAAAACCAAGAGCUCUCUGACGAAAGCACUUUAGAUACUGCGUCACCUGCUGGCCGUAGUAUGUUGUCGGACAGACAACAGGUGUUGUUGGAUGGUAGUUUACAAACUGAGAUGUCAACUGGCACUUCAUUACAUUCUUAUCCGUCGGAGGGAGAAGGCCUCAGUCUAAGGCAACAGACGAGCAUGGCAACGGACGAGGAACUUGAAGGGGUAGAUAUUUCUAAUCCGAGGGAGAAAAUCUCCACGUCGAAAGACGCUAGAAGAAAUGGCCCUUCUGCAGAAGAACGUCGGGCUCACAUCGAGGAGCAGCAACGCUUGAUCGAUAAUAUGGCACCAGAGCUUCAAUCACUGGUGAUACAGAUGAUGCAGAAUAACGAGGAGGAAGAGAGAGGUUACGCAACUCAUAACCUGUACUACAACCGCCCUGUACCUGCAAGGACGCUUCCUCCAGUUCCAGCUCCAGCCCGAAACACAAACCAAGGUGCCUGUGCAUUUGGAGCCUCGAAGCAGCGUGCAGGAGGCAAGAAAUCUCGCAAGGGCCCUAAAAGCAAGGGUCAUUAUGUAGAGCUUGCGGGUAUUAUAGCUCCUCAGCUAGCGGAAAUGAAUGCAGCGAUGGUGAACGGACACGGUAAAGAGCCACGAGCAGCAGAAACAACUGCUUCGGGCAUGCACACUGGGAAUGAACCGCCUAAGCCACAACCUGGCGCCCAUCAUGAAACUUAUGGAAUGGACGCUAAUCUGACUGGCGCUCGUCCUCGUGAUCAUAUGUCCUUUUCAGGUACAAGACUUCAAUCACGUAACCAGUCACGUGGUCAUUUGUCUAUGGCAUACCCGGUAGCCCAGGGAAGAGACACCACUGAUGGUCGAGGUGCAUCUACCCUUGUGGGAAACGGAACGACCUCUUCAAGAAGACGAGGGAAUGCCAACAUGACUCAGGGAGGCAGCAAAGCUCCUACCGGUAAAGAGAAUCGCGGAUGGCAAAAGAAAACCAAAGCAGAAGAAACGAGCAAAUCCAUGUUGUUCCAAAUGGCGGAAAACACAACUCAAUCUUUCCAGCAACUCAACGAGCUCUUGGAAGCGCAGCAACGCCCGCCGCUUUGUAUUAAUGGCAAUGGAGGUGCAGCUGCUGCUCGUGUUUCACCUGAACACGAAAAUGGCAGAGAUUUUACAGCCGAAGAAGCUGUUGUACGUGACGAAAGUAGUGCUGUGACGAGUAAAAGUACCCCGUCACGCACAGAGCGCAGUGAUAGAUAGUGUGGCAAGGUGUUCUUACCGAGUGUUAUACAGUGUGUUGGCUUUUUCCUUUAUUACAUCCAUUUUUUUUUCUAAAUCACUGGUGAUCCUUGCGAUCAAAUUGGCUCUUAUCGGUGCGAUUUAUUCAGUCUAGUCGCCAACUUAGCAACAAAUUUUUACGAUUUGGCAGCCAAAGACGGUGAAAUUGGCGACCAUUGACGUAUGUAUUUGGCGCAGUUUUAAAACCUGCUUUAUGAAUAUAAAUAACAUGCUUAUGUAGAAAAUUUGGGGGGGAAAAGAUAUACAACAUAUUCUUUACUUAUGGACUUACAUAGUGCUCAAUAGGAUAGGGAGCCUUAUAAUUUUUGUUCAACCGGUAAAAUCGUAACGAUAUCUGUCCCACCUAAGGUCUUGGGGGAAUGAGAAAAAAAUUCUCCUUGGUGUCCCCUAAAAAAAUAAAAACAGAAAAAUUCCAUAACA
This is a messenger RNA of Stylophora pistillata, 3591 nucleotides long. RefSeq lists its product as uncharacterized. Lineage: Eukaryota; Metazoa; Cnidaria; Anthozoa; Scleractinia; Pocilloporidae. The record is from RefSeq and is a predicted model, not a curated record.